Messenger RNA from Hemibagrus wyckioides, 1032 nucleotides. RefSeq names its product SFT2 domain containing 1 (gene sft2d1). Gene Ontology annotation, cellular component: membrane. The record is from RefSeq and is a predicted model, not a curated record. Lineage: Eukaryota; Metazoa; Chordata; Actinopteri; Siluriformes; Bagridae. Gene Ontology annotation, biological process: vesicle-mediated transport. The transcript has 8 exons. The coding region runs from base 93 to 575 and encodes 160 amino acids.
AGACCGGACCAUCGACACGCCUCGGUCUCAUUAUCUCAAUAGUUAAAGUUUAAGGAAGUGUCAAAUCAUAUUUCGAACAAAAAGCGUCAGUUAUGGAUAAGCUUCGACGGGUUUUAAAUGGCCGAGAGGAUAAUGAGGAACUUGGGCUGACGGCACAGGUCCUGGAUGCCUCCACGCUCAGUUACAGCACAAGGAUCAAAUGGUUCGUCAUAUGCUUCGCCUCCGGGAUCCUGUGCUCCAUACUGGGCACUGCACUACUUUUCCUGCCCAAAGGAAUGCAGCUGUUUGCCGUAUUUUACACCUUAGGAAACCUUGCAGCUCUAGCUAGUACCUGUUUCCUCAUGGGCCCAAUGAAACAGCUGAAGCGCAUGUUUGAGCCGACUAGACUCAUAGCCACCUGCGUCAUGCUGCUGUGCCUUGUCCUGACCUUAUGUGCAGUCUUUUGGUGGCAUAAAAAGGGGCUGGCUAUCAUCUUCUGCAUCUUACAGUUCUUAGCUAUGACGUGGUACAGCAUCUCAUACAUUCCAUUUGCUCGGGAUGCAGUCAUAAAGUGCUUCACUUCCUGUUUGAGCUAAAGCUGCUUUCCUCAGCAAGCCAUGUAAUGUCCACCCAAAAUCUUCAAAAUAUACAUAGUAAAUAUGUAAAAUAUUAUAUUGCAAAGAUUUUUUGAUUUAAUUUUUGCUAAUAUAAGCCAGCAUAUUGUUAUACUUUGAAAUAUUUCUUGCAUCCUCCAGAUUCCAUAUUUAGCAUUAAAAUGAAACAUUCAUCAGAAGAUGCUUUUUUAUGUUUGCAGCAUUUUUAUGUGUAUUCUGGGUAAAUGAACAGUAUGUGCCCAAUAUGAUCAAAUAUUUAAGUACAUGUGGUGUGAGACUGCUGUUAAAAAAAACUGUGCCAAAACUGUGCAUUAUUUCUUAUGUCUUAAUUUGUACAUUAAAUGCAAUUUGUAUAUUUUACACAAAAUAUUUUGUAUGCAUUUACACAGUAAACUGUCUAACACUGCUCUUCUUGUAAUAAAUGCAAUUAUCCUCUGUC